Molecule: messenger RNA, 1026 nt
Organism: Penicillium odoratum
Lineage: Eukaryota; Fungi; Ascomycota; Eurotiomycetes; Eurotiales; Aspergillaceae
Product: putative mitochondrial carrier protein (Rim2)
Exons: 3
Coding region: 1-1026 (341 amino acids)
Biological process (GO): pyrimidine nucleotide import into mitochondrion
Cellular component (GO): mitochondrion
Molecular function (GO): pyrimidine nucleotide transmembrane transporter activity
Source: RefSeq, a predicted model, not a curated record
AUGCAGCAAAGCCCCAAGAUUCACGGUCGACCUGCUGAAGAGAGUGUUCCCUUACGGACCUCUCAGACAGCCCCCAAAAAGUCCCAUGAUCCAUGGACACACCUCAUAGCCGGCGCGAGCGGAGGUUUCGCGACCGCAAUUGUCACAUCCCCUCUCGAUGUCCUUCGAACACGUCUCCAAUCGGACUUCUAUCAACCCAUCUCCCACCCCCAUGGCUCCGCUGCGAUCCCUCACAAAACAAGCCACAAAACACUCCGAAUAAUCAGCAACAUCUACAAAGCUGAAGGUUGGCGCGCGUUCUUCCGCGGCCUCGGUCCAAGUCUUGCAGGCGUGGUCCCAGCCACCGCGAUCAAAUUCUACGUCUACGGAAACUGCAAGCGCAUCGGUGCCCAGGUCCUCGGCCUCGGGGAAGACUCUACCCUCGUUCACGCCCAGGCCGCCAUCUCCGCCGGCAUCGCAACUGCCACUGCCACCAACCCCAUCUGGCUAGUCAAGACACGGCUGCAACUUGACCGCGCCCAAACGGCCACCGGAGCUCGCCGCUACCGCAACAGUCUCGACUGUGUGCAACAGGUCCUUCGCCAUGAAGGUAUCCGCGGCCUGUACAAGGGGUUGAGCGCUAGCUACCUGGGCUCCGUCGAGACUGCAUUGCACCUGGUUCUCUACGAGCGUUUGAAAACCAUGAUGGCUCAGUCGCUCGGGUCACCAGAUGGCAAAGACACGGCCGCACAGAAGGAGAUCACUAGCUGGAUUAGUACUACCGGAGCUGCGGGCUCGGCCAAGUUUGCCGCUGCUUUGAUUGCAUACCCCCACGAGGUCAUCCGAACAAGACUCCGUCAGGCACCGCUCGAGAAUGGCGUCCCCAAGUAUACUGGCCUGGUGCAGUGCUUUAGCUUGAUCGCCAAGGAAGAAGGAAUGGCAGGUCUUUACGGUGGUCUGAUGCCGCACAUGGUGCGCUCCAUCCCCUCCGCCAUCAUCACCCUCGGAGUCUACGAAUUUGUCCUGAGAUUCGUGGGCACCUCAUAA